This is a messenger RNA of Penaeus chinensis, 1745 nucleotides long. RefSeq names its product mu-type opioid receptor-like. The coding region runs from base 9 to 1745 and encodes 578 amino acids. Gene Ontology annotation, molecular function: G protein-coupled receptor activity. Lineage: Eukaryota; Metazoa; Arthropoda; Malacostraca; Decapoda; Penaeidae. The transcript is spliced from 9 exons. Gene Ontology annotation, cellular component: plasma membrane. Gene Ontology annotation, biological process: G protein-coupled receptor signaling pathway. The record is from RefSeq and is a predicted model, not a curated record.
AGAAAAGUAUGAAAGAAAAAAGGGGACUUAGCAUGUCUUUGAAAGAGACAAACCAAGACACCUACUACAACUUCUCCAAGAUGGAAGAGACUGUAGGAACGCUGGUCCUUUCGAAUAAAUUGCAAGUUGCUGGUUUCAUGGCGGUGCAAAUCGUGCUGGCAGCGGGUGUGUUCUUGUCAGUGGCGGUGAUUGCAACUACGAUCUUGCACAGUCGGAGAACCCGAGCUCAGUAUCUCUACUGGUACCUCCUCAACCUCAGUAUCGCCACGCUCAUCUCAGGGCUGACAUACAUCUUUCUCGUGGCAUGGUGUUUCAGUGAAUACAUGCAAAGUGGCAUAUAUGGUGUAACAAACCCAGAAGUGUGUAUCUGGACGCAGGCUGUGUUUUCGUACUACCGUUCCAUCCUGUGUUCUACAUUGCUUCUCAUUGCUCUGGAACGGUACAUCACCAUCCUGAAACCCCUGACGCAUUGCUACAUCAUUACCGAUCGUAGAAUCAAGACGUCCAUCUUCGCCUCAUGGGUGGUCGCUUCCAUAUACAUGAUCUGGACCAUCCUGCAGAGAAUAACCUUAGAUCCACCAAAGGAGGACAUAACGUACUGUCACAGGACGAUAUACGGGAUAAGGAGGAUCCACCUCGCCCAGUGGGCGGUCGGAAUCGUCGUCAUCACCAUCCUCGUCCCCUUCAUCUACAUCCACCUACACAUAAUCGCGAGGAAACAUCUCGAAGUGAUCCAGCGAGAGCGACGUUUGUUCGGUCUCGCCCAGCACAACCGCAACGUGACGCGCUCCAACACUGCGCUCAAGAUCACGCUUACCUUAGUCAUCGUGGAAGUCCCUUUCCUCACCAUCAACUUCGUCCGCAUGUACUGGGCGACGUCGGAGGCCCUGGAACAUUUACUCACGAAGAUAUCUGUCGUGAUUCUUCUUUUCAGUCACAUCAUCCAGCCAGUGUUGUAUGCCACGAUAUCUCCCGACUUUAGAAAAAGUUUCAGAUCUCUUUUGGGGAGAAAUAGAGUUCAGCCUUUAGAGGAUUUGGAGGGCAUGCAGUUUAUUAGGGAAACUGUGGGUCAAAAGGUGAAGCAAAAUGACUCUGAAGCACCAACAAGCAUGAAGAAGGUCGGCCCAUCCGACGCCCGCUCCUUCCCAACUCCCGCCCUUGUUGAUAAACGCCCUCCAGCUGUUCACGGGAGGAUGGUGCGCACGGAUGAGUGUAUAUUCAUAUGUGACGACGACGAGAGCAGGGCAGAAGUCGGGCAGCAAGUGCGGUCAGCCCCCAACAGUUUGCCCAGUGGUCCAAGUCUUAGCUUCUUAGAGACGCAGAAGGCUGAAUGCACACGGAUGGACACAGACAGCAAAGCACUGCUUAUCACGGGAGGCACAAAGAAUAGCAUAGAUACCCACCUUCGAGCUAAAGGGAGAACUAGUGUGGACCAAACUGCGGCGGAGAGUGUUUACCUGGCGAAAAAUAAGCCUGUAGUUGAAAGGCUGAAGGGGGCGACGGAGAGAGUAGAUUUCCUCAUUGUAAGGCAGGCUGAGAACAGGCAGGUGAGGAGUCCCUAUGACAGCCGAGUCGUGCUAGAAAGUACGCCGCGCCCUGGAAAACGUGGCGUCGAGAACACGGUGAAGUCGGGUGAAGGUCAUGCUUUAUCUGCAACAGCAUCUCACACUGAGAUGAAAAGUGAUGACACAGAAGACGUCCGACACCGCAAAAUGUUUGAUGUGAUGAGGUUACAUGAGGAAUAG